AUGUUUUUACUUCGCCUGAUUAUAUGCACUCAAAUCGGUUACCGAGCGGUUUGGUCGCAUAGCACUGUUGCAACGUUGGUGACGUUCGUGAACGUUUGUCUCCGUCGAGCGAUGGCCAUCAUCACCGCGAUACUCUUCGUGUUGUUCGCUGAACGCUUGGGCGCUGGCUUUCAAUGUCUGGACGAGGAAGGACAGCCAGUCGACUGGUAA
Soboliphyme baturini is the source of this 210-nucleotide messenger RNA. The record is from the annotation of a GenBank genome assembly. NCBI's taxonomy places the organism in Eukaryota, Metazoa, Nematoda, Enoplea, Dioctophymatida, Soboliphymatidae.